Messenger RNA from Xiphophorus couchianus (Monterrey platyfish), 4936 nucleotides. It is a transcript of the gene lmo3, whose product is annotated as LIM domain only 3. Bases 873 to 1343 code for a protein of 156 amino acids. Gene Ontology annotation, molecular function: transcription coactivator activity; DNA-binding transcription factor binding. The transcript is spliced from 4 exons. The record is from RefSeq and is a predicted model, not a curated record. Gene Ontology annotation, cellular component: nucleus. Gene Ontology annotation, biological process: positive regulation of transcription by RNA polymerase II. Lineage: Eukaryota; Metazoa; Chordata; Actinopteri; Cyprinodontiformes; Poeciliidae.
CCCACUUUCUGAGAAGCCUCUUAAAAAGCACAGCAAUGCGUUUGAAUGGAAACAGAAGACAGGCUGCACAGUGUACAGCAGUAGUAUGACCUGCUUUUCAUGUCCAGCCUAACAGAGAAGACUUUGGUUCCAAUACUUUUAGGUUCAUUGUUGGUCUUUGCAUGAUCCUAAAAAUGUUCAGGUAAUCAUUUCAGGAGUUUAAAGAUUUGCUGGAGGCAGAGUAUAGCCUUCAUUGUUUCAGUAAGAGGCCUCAAUACUCCGUCACCCGUCCUGUUCAUGUUCAGUUGACUAAUUCAAUGGUGACUGAAAAAAGAAAAGUUGCUUUAAAUUAAAAUAUCCGGCUUCCUAAUUUAGAUGGCAAGAUAUGAAGCGUAGCCUGUGUGCAAAUGAGAACAAAGUAAAUGCAGAGCGUGUUAAAUGUUGAGGAUUGGGUUGGGGAGAUCCAGCCUGCCUCCCUGCCUUGUGGCGCGUUGAAAGCGCCGAUUGGAGAAGCGGCGUGCAGCAGGAGCCGCUGUGAUUAGGCUGGUUGCCGGAUCAGAUGGUCUCUGCAUCGCAGGGGGUGGGGGGAAGCAUCUCUUUGUCAUCCUGUCAUUUGCGGCCAGCACCUCUCUGCGCACAGGCUGCAUCUGCGAUCGGUGAUAAACGUGCUCUCACACGCCAUGUGAGCGUAGAGCAGCGGCAGCUUCGCCUCCAGCUCCUCUGCCUGCUGUUCAGUCGGCCGCUGCUUGCCUCUCUUCGCCUCUCCUCCUCUCUCCGCCGCCGUGCUGGAUUGUUCUGUGUCUAACAAAGCCCGGUCUCAGGCUGCUCGCAGACAGCUGCUCUCGGAACUCGGUGGCUUCGGGUUGAAUGGUGGUGCUCCAGUGGCUCAGCAAAUGCAGAAAAGGGAGCAAAGUUUCGGUAUACAAAUGCUCACUGUCCAGCCGGACGCAAAGCCAAAAGGCUGUGCCGGCUGCAACCGGAAGAUCAAGGACCGCUACCUGCUGAAGGCUCUUGAUAAAUAUUGGCAUGAGGAUUGCCUGAAGUGUGCCUGCUGUGACUGCAGGCUGGGCGAGGUGGGCUCCACGCUCUACACCAAAGCCAACCUCAUCUUGUGCCGGAGAGACUACCUCCGGUUGUUUGGUGUAACAGGAAACUGCGCAGCCUGCAGCAAGCUGAUUCCAGCCUUCGAGAUGGUGAUGAGGGCAAAAGAAAAUGUCUAUCACCUGGACUGCUUUGCAUGCCAGCUCUGCAAUCAAAGGUUUUGUGUGGGAGACAAAUUUUUCCUGAAGAACAACAUGAUUCUCUGCCAGACUGAUUAUGAGGAGGGGCUGAUGAAGGAGGGCUAUGCUCCACAAGUCCGCUGAUCAUCCAAUCAGAAGAGGAGGAAGAGCAGAAGUGAAAUGAAGAGACUGAAGGAGAGCAUGCAAUCACACAACAAAAUGCACUAUUGCCUCCUGUCCAGGUUCUGUACCCAACAUGUACAUAAAUUGGGACUUACUCUACUGUACAGAAUGGCCACAAAGACAAUGUGGCAAAAAAAAAAAAAAGGCUGGUGUAAAUUCACAUGUUUGUAUAUUUCAUUAUUUCUCUCUGACGGAUGCUGGCUCUCUUUACCUGACAAAGAAUAAACUAACUUUGCCCUGAGAGUGAUUGCUAACCAAAUUCUGUUCCUGGUUCAAAGUUCACUGGUUUCAUUGUACUCAGUAACAGACAGCAUCCCGCCUGACUGUAGGAUCCAAACACUUAAACUUGACACAAGAUUAGUUUAUGUAAACCUGAAUCACAGCUAUUUAUUUUUAAAAAACUUCACGACUAAGCAGGUAAAAGGUCCCCUGCUCUCAUUACACUCUUUGUGGUUCAUACACUGCAAUCUUUUAAUAAGUUUAAAAACUGACCUUUUCUUCCUGCUCCUGUCUCAGGCUGCUGUCUGUAAUCCUGUCCUAAGAAAGUUCAACUCAAAUUUUUACUAGCUGUCAAAUAUUGUUUUGGUAAUAUUCUGAAAACAUUGAGUACAGUACCUAUUGAAAACUUUUCACUCCUUUAAAUGUGUUACCCUUUUACUAUUCUUACAAAUCAGUCAUUAUAAAUAAAAAAAAUAAAUCCUCCAAUGUCAAAGUCAAAACGGAUUUCUGCAAAUAACAUAACUAAAAACACCAGCAAAUAUACAGUGCAAGAGCAUUUAUACUCUCAAAAAAGUGAAACAUGGCAGUUGUUCACAUUAUGUUAAUAUUUAAUUUCAAGUGCCUAUAGGCACUGAGCUAAUGUGGCUUGUUCCUAAUUUAUACUGCGUCUGGUUCAGUGAAUACACACCCAUCACAGGCAGUUACACUGCGUCCGGACAACCAAAAUCAAAACAGAUUCUGUUUUUGCCGGAUGCCACAGUAAGUCAAGUCAAUCUUCAAAAAUCACAACAGGAAGCUGAACUAGUACAGCAUCCGCAUCUUCAAAAUAAUUCACAAACACAGACUAUUUGCUGUCGUUAUAAUAUCUUUGAAAUAGCUAUAUUAAUGAAAAAUAUCGGUAUAGAUAAAAACGUUUUUAAUGCCUUUGGGAUUCUCCUUCAGGGAAAUUGUUAUUUCUGUCUCGUUUGAGUCCACAGUGGAUGCAAACACUGUAAAAACACUAAAAACAUGCAAUAAAAUUUUUUUUUAAAUAUCAUGCAAAAAAUUAAAAACACACACACGUCAUCACAACCAUACUCUCAAAAUCUCCAAAACAGACUCCUCCACUCACAUUUACAAGUGAACAGGUUCAUGACAUUGUUUGUCAUGCUUGAAAACGUAAGAAAGUUAAAUCAUCAAGAAAGGAAUAUGACACCAGGUUACCAUGACUAUUCUGACUGUUGGUUCUUCACCAGUCAGAGCUUUCUGGAAGUUCCAAUGACAAAGAAACUACUGAAGAAAAGUCACAUUAAGGCUGGACUAGAGUUUGCCAAAAGACAUGAGGGAGACUCCAUGGCCAAAUGGAAGAAAGUUCUUUAGUCACUAAUCACUACAAACACACAAUCCCCACUGUGACGCACGGUGGUGGGAGAAUCAUGCUGUGGGGAUGCUUCUUGGUAACAGACCUGGCUCAUUGUAAAGGUAGAAGGUAAAUGUUCUGAAGACAAAAGGGGGAUGUUGUAAAAAGGCUCAGUCAAAGCCCAGAUGUGUCCCAUAGAAAACUCGUAGCAGGUGUUUAAACAAGCUGACACCCGGAUCAGUUUAUCUGGAAGAAUGGAGGAGAAGUGCAGCCUGAGAGCGAUCCACACAGAGAGCCAGCUGAUAAAUACACACUGAAAGGGUGAAUAUUAAUGCAAUCACUUCUUCUGUUGUAUCAUUUUAUGUAGCUGUCAGAAAUCACUUUUCACUUUGACAUUAAAGCCUUUUUGUAUUUUUGGUCAAUUUGUAAAAGCAGUAAAAGGGUAAAACAUCUAAAACGUAGCAUUAAAGGAAGAAGGGUUGAGUUUGUUAUAAUUCAUUUCAAUAGUUUCUGUGAUUUUCCACCUUCUCCUUUUUCAUCAACGCCAGAUUUAGUAACUGAUUGGUAAAGAAACUUAAGCAUUUAACGUUUUAACAGUCAAAUAUGUUUACAGAAGACAAAGCAAAGCAUUGUGUUCAUUAAAUCUAUACAAUUAUCACUGCGUCUAUGUGUUCAUGGCCUCUGGGUGUAGGUGUUAAUAACCAGAUGUUUACAAGUUGGUCAAAAACUUUACUAAUGGGUCAAGUGUUUUGAAGCCAACAGUUGUCAGCAACAGAUAAGAAAAAUGAGAAGGAAUAGAGUGGAGUUAUUGAAUACCAGAGGAAAAACCUUUAGAAAAUCACUGGUCUGUGUUUUUAGAACAGCCUGGAUUUGGAAAUGGACUCCAUAGAGAUGAUUUUUGUGUUUAUCAAAACCUUUUCUCUCACACUAAAUUAAGCUGACAUAAACCUUAUGGAGACCUUUGAACACAUUGUACAAUGAAAGACUCACUUGCGAAGGGCUGACUGAUUUUUAUAUGUCAUUUAUUUUAAAAAGCCUUCUGUGCAUCUGUUGCUCAAAAAGGUGUUGUUGUUCAUUGUCAAAAUAUUUAGACCUCUUCCCUUUCAGAUGCGUGUGACAUGUUCACCACAAGAUUUAUGUCAAUUAACUUAGCUUCUCUCUGCAGAGGAACAUUCACCUUAACAACCAACACUUGUCAAAUGGUCAAAGCAGUGGAGACCAUUCCAGCUUCCAGAACAUCAAACUUCAUUUCAACAUGUUAGCAUGUCAGUCUGUGGUUGUACAUUAAAAAUAUAACUCAUUUUUGCUUUUUUUUUUUUUUUUUUUACAGUUCUUUUAAGGGAGAUCCAACAGUAGCAGCCAAUUAACAGUAGCCAAUCAGCAGCAGUUGACUAGCUGCUGCUGAUUGGCUGUUUUGCUGCGGCUCCUAACAGCAGCAGCUCUGCCCUCUGAGCUCUGGGACAGACACAGUUUUUUAGAAAUAAGUAGAACUGCUGUUUAGUGGGUUCUAGCACCAGUUAAGUUCUAGGAACAUAAUUAUCUGCACCUGAUGAAGUUUGACAGAGCUUACCCUAAAACUCCAGAGUGUCUGAUCACACUAGAACUGCUGCCAUUAUAACCUCUGCUGCCUGUAAAUCCAGUCAUUUGCAUUCCCAUGGCUGAUUUGUUGUGUGUGACAUUACACCCAAACUGGACUGGUCCUUACUGCUACUUAACUCAGUUCUAACCUGCUGACUGUAGCUUGAUCUUUGUUUCAAACAGUACAUGAGGAACAAAUCGCUACUGCUCUAGUUCUAUUUGGUGUUUUACUGUCAACUUGUUGAAAGUAAUUCUUAAAUUGUAUUAAGAGCAAAAUACCCAAGCUAAUUAAGCUAAUUGAAUUUCUUUGUGUUCCACACAAAGAGGAGAGGGAAAGUGUUUGAUCUAUUUAAUGCUAUUGAAAGCUUUUUGUUAUUUCUUAAUUGGAGAUCUAAUUAAAGAAACUAACUGAGCCAUA